Messenger RNA from Heteronotia binoei (common prickly gecko), 1291 nucleotides. RefSeq names its product hormonally up-regulated neu tumor-associated kinase homolog A-like. NCBI's taxonomy places the organism in Eukaryota, Metazoa, Chordata, Lepidosauria, Squamata, Gekkonidae. The coding region runs from base 53 to 1291 and encodes 412 amino acids. The record is from RefSeq and is a predicted model, not a curated record. Gene Ontology annotation, molecular function: protein serine/threonine kinase activity; ATP binding. Gene Ontology annotation, biological process: intracellular signal transduction; protein phosphorylation. The transcript has 8 exons. Gene Ontology annotation, cellular component: cytoplasm.
AAUCACACUCACCUGGAGGCUGGAGGUGUCAGCCAAUCUGACCCCCUCAAGGAUGCCUGCAGCAAUCAGAGCAGCUCCAGAUGGCAGAGCAACAGAUAUGGCAAACCAUGUGGAAAGGCUAUUACCAGAUGGGGAGAAAAACAAUAAGGAUGUACAGCUACCUGCUUGUUUCAACAAGAUGACUCGAGAGUCUAGGAAGAAUUUCUCACAUACCAAACAAGUUGGCAACUACCUUGUGGGCAGAAUGAUCAACAAGGGCUCCUUUGCCAAAGUGAUGGAGGGGCUACAUAUCCCCACAGGGGAGAAGGUAGCCAUUAAAGUUAUUGACAAGAAAAAAGCCAAGCAGGAUUCCUAUGUUUUAAAAAAUAUGAAGAGGGAGCCUCGGAUACAUCAGAUGAUUAAACAUCCUAAUAUUGUUCAGCUCUAUGAAACCUUGGAGACAGAGAACUCCUAUUACAUGGUGAUGGAACUGUGUCUUGGGGGAGACCUCAUGGACAGAAUAUGUGAGAAAAAGAGACUGGAAGAGAGGGAAGUUAAGAAAUAUACCAGGCAGAUCAUGUCUGCAGUUGAACACUUGCAUCGUCAUGGGAUUGUCCACAGAGAUCUGAAGAUCGAAAAUUUUCUUCUAGAUGAAAACAAUAGCAUCAAAAUUGUUGAUUUUGGAUUAAGCAACAUAAUGAAAUGUGAUGGCCUUUCUCAAGAACUAUUAAGUACACAAUGUGGUAGUCCAGCCUAUGCAGCCCCAGAACUCCUGGCUCAUAAAAAAUAUGGGCCAAAAGUAGAUGUCUGGUCUAUAGGAGUUAGCAUGUUUGCCAUGUUAACUGGCACACUGCCCUUCACCGUGGAACCAUUCAACAUCAAACAACUUAACCUGAAGAUGGUUAAUGGUGAAAUUAAUCCCAUCCCAUUUGAUAUUUCCACAGAUGCUGUUCGUUUCAUAUACUCCUUCCUUGAACCUGAUCCAGCUAAACGACCUGCAAUUAAAGAGGCAAUGAAAGACAAAUGGCUGAAUGAUGGUACUAUCAAGAAACCACUGAAUUCACUUACAUAUAAAAAUAGACUUCGCCCUGAUGACCUGAAUCCUGUUGUUCUGAGUUACAUGACAGAAUCAAUGGAGCUCAACCGUUCAGAUGUAGUAAAUGUACUGAUAAAUAACAAGCCAUCUUCUAUAAUGGCUACGUACUACUUACUUCUGAAGAAAUUUGUUAAGUAUCAGAAGGAACACAGGACAAUGAAGAUUUCCACAUGGGUCGUGAGCACACCUUUUCUGAAGCUGCAUGAGCAAAUUUAG